UUUUGAAAUUUGAAUUUUCGUUGACAUUCUUUGCCGGGAAACGUAAAUUAUUUCUAUAUAUAAAUAUUGUAAAUGUAAUGUAAAUUAAAGUAUUAAAAUCUAUAAAGUACGUACGAAUGAAAUAUUUCGGACUCUUAACAUGGGUAUAAAAGGUUUAUGGACUGUGUUAUCACCAUAUAGUGAGAAGAAAUCAUUACACGAAAUUAGAGGAGAAACUGUUGCCAUAGAUUUGUCUGGUUGGGUUUGUGACAGUCAAAAUGUAACAGAAUAUCAUGUCCAACCAAAGUUAUACCUCAGAAAUCUAUUCUUCCGAACAGUGUACUUGGUACUGGCUGAUAUAAAUCCAGUGUUUGUGCUUGAAGGAGAUGCUCCAGAGUUGAAAAGAGAUGUGAUGGCGGCACGGAAUGCUAUACAGUUCCGUGGUGCUGCACCUAAAACUGGCAGCGGGACAAAUAAACCAAGUGUCACUAGGAAUCGGUUCAAAGGUGUUCUUAGAGAAUGUGAAAAUCUGCUCAAGUCUAUGGGUGUUCAGUGUAUCAAAGGCAGUGGUGAAGCAGAGGCAACAUGUGCUAUGUUGAAUUCACAAGGUUGUCGGUGCUGUAUGCAGCUGGUAGACGCGGUGAUAUCUCAAGAUUCGGACUGUUUCGCGUACGGGGCGCGGCGCGUGUACCGCAACUUCAGCGUGUCGACCGCCGCCGGCGCCGGCGCCAUGCAGGGCUCCGUCGACUGCUACGACGCUGCUUACAUGUACGAGUCCAAUGGCUUUGGUCGAAAUAAGAUGGUAGCCCUGGCGCUGCUCUGCGGCAGUGACUACAAUGUGGGGGCAUGUGGCUCGUCUAUAAACACCGCCGUACAGUUCCUGCACACAGUUCCUGAGAGCGAUAUAAUACCCAGACUGUUGUCGUGGGUUCUCGAUCCCGCGCAGUUCGAGGAGCGGUCGCGGUGGGCGUCCGCGCCGGGGCGCUGCGACCGCUGCGGACACGUGGGACGCACGCAUCUCAGGAACGGAUGUCCUGUCUGCGCCACACAUCGCGGCUGUACUGAUCUCGGUCACAAAUCAAAAGUAGCAGAAGUAAAGCGGGAACUGUCGCUUCGCAGUCGAGCCUUAUCGUGCGGCAUCCCAUUCCCCGAACCUAAAGUUAUGAAAGAGUUUUUGCAUUCAACCGAGGAAAAAAUCGACAUCGAUAGUUUGAAAAGACCAGUUCCUAGCUUGAUUCAAUUUACGAAACUUAUGAAAGGUAAAUUGGACUGGUCGGAGAGAUAUUGCGUGGAGAAGUUUCUACCUGUGCUCACCAAGUGGCAUCUCCAGGAAAACGUGCCGUCUAGAACAAUCAAGCCAAUUACUAUUAAGAAAAAGAGAAAUCCGAGAGGAGUGCCAAGUUAUGAGGUGUUAUGGGGUGACAUUGACGGUUCCUACGAUGCACUUAUUCCAGAUGAUCAAUUUGACGACAAUGAAGACCCAUCCAUGGCGUGGUUUACAACAGAAAGACAAGAUUUAAUGCGUCAAUAUUAUCCAGAUGUAGUAGAAGCUUAUGAAGAAUCUAUAAAAAAACCUGUUAAAGAGAAGAGACCCAGAAAACAAAAGGAAACCAAUGAAGAUAAUAAAGGAAAACCCAAACGAAAAACUAAAAAACCGAGUAAACUUGUGAAUGUAAAUAAAUCUCAUAAAUCGUUAAGAAACAACUCGGCGGUGCUUAAUACAAGUGUCAGCAUAAAUAAGUUAAAAAGAAAAAUUAAAAGUAAAAAGAAAGGUAAUCAAAAAACUAUAGAUAGUUUCAUAGCGCGUAAGAAAAGAAAAUCUAAACAUUCCACCAGUAACUUACGUUCCUUAAGGUGUAGUUUUAAAAAUAUGGGCUUAGGCAGUGAUGUUGAUCAACAAACAGAUGAAAAAGAAAACAAUAAUGUUAAUAAACACUUACUGAGCAUGCUCAACGAUACUGGGGGAGACGUUAAUGAAAGUGACUUAUCCGCUAUAAUUGAUGAUAUUGUCAGUAGACAACCGAUAACAAAGACUGCAAAGGUGGAUAACAAGUUAGUUAAGUUAGUAUUCGAUAAAUAUUCAACACCAAAAAAGUCGACCCUACGUAAAUCGAUGUUGAAUAAAGUUAACAAUCAUUGUUCGACUCCGAAAGAUAGCCCCAUUAGGAAGCAUAGUUUCCGAUUCAGUACAAAUAGUUUCAAUAAGUCAUUAAAUUCGAAAGUGAACACUAGUUAUUUCUUUGAAAAAAUUACAGACGAUCGAGAUGCUUUUGAAAUAUCUCUUGAAUACAAACACAAAAGUGCCGUAAUUUUAGAUUCUAAUUUGACAGAUUUAAGUUUACCUGACGUGCAAUUAUGAUUAUAUGAAGGUUAAAAAAUAAAUACUGUAUCUCACA
Molecule: messenger RNA, 2375 nt
Organism: Manduca sexta (tobacco hornworm)
Lineage: Eukaryota; Metazoa; Arthropoda; Insecta; Lepidoptera; Sphingidae
Gene: Gen
Product: flap endonuclease GEN
Exons: 11
Coding region: 140-2338 (732 amino acids)
Molecular function (GO): four-way junction DNA binding; 5'-flap endonuclease activity
Source: RefSeq, a predicted model, not a curated record